Messenger RNA from Amoebophrya sp. A120, 425 nucleotides. The record is from the annotation of a GenBank genome assembly. NCBI's taxonomy places the organism in Eukaryota, Dinophyceae, Syndiniales, Amoebophryaceae.
GCUCGCUGUCAGCCCUGGCCCCGCAGCAUUGUUUCGCGGCCCCCCCCCCCGCGGCCCGCGUCUUUGGGGGUGCGUGGCCCCGUCGCGGCCGUGUUUUGCUGGUUUCUUGGUUGGCAAUGCGCCGGCGGCGCUCUUGCCUCCCUGUUACGCAGACAGCGCAGGGGGUGCGCCCGCCGGCUUCCCCGUUCUUUCGGGUGGCGGCCAACUUCAGCGCCGCGAUUUUCUUUUGCGAGCGCUCCGCUCGUUGUCCCCCAUCUAGCGCGAUGUCACGCCAGUGGAUCCGGGGCCGCUCGCCCGGUGGGUUACGAACGAACGCUCGCUAUCAAUCUAGUGAGUGUAGUUGCCUGCCGCAUUGCCAUUUUUAUACUAUUAUAUAUCGACAGGAGGAACCCCGCCAGGUUGUGCCUCCGAGCGAGCGAUAGGAC